Messenger RNA from Adineta steineri, 1029 nucleotides. Lineage: Eukaryota; Metazoa; Rotifera; Eurotatoria; Adinetida; Adinetidae. The record is from the annotation of a GenBank genome assembly.
AUGAUUCUUCUUUUUAUUGCAUGUUUUAUUCAUAUUUAUUCAAUAAAUAGUCAGAAUACUAGUGUAACAGUACCAACAAUAAAAAAUCCAUAUACACCACGUGAUCAUAUAGUUAAUCCACAUAAUUUUUCUUAUAUACUUAAUCCUGGUUAUUCAAUAUGUAAUAGUAGUAAUCCAUCUGUUUUUGUUUUUAUUUACGUUCAUUCUGGUCCAGGAAAUUAUCAACGACGUGUUGUUAUACGUGAAACAUGGGCAACAAGAACAUUAUUUCCUGAUAUACGUCUUAUAUUUAUGAUUGGUAAAACUCUUGAUAAAAAUCUUAUGAAAGCUAUUGAAUAUGAAAAUGAAAUCUAUCGAGAUAUUGUACAAGAAGAUUUUAUUGAUUCAUAUAAAAAUUUAACAUAUAAAGGUAUAAUGGCAUUAAAAUGGAUAUCAACAUAUUGUUCAAAUACAAAAUAUAUUUUAAAAGUCGAUGAUGAUAUUGUUGUAAAUACAUUUACAUUAUUGAAUCAUUUAAAAUUUCUUGAAAAACAUAGUACUAAUGGACAACAUAAUACUAUACUUUGUUUAGUAUGGACAGCAAUGAUGGUUAUGAGAGACAGUAAAUCAAAAUGGUACUUAAGUAAAAGUGAUUUUCCAUUUGACACAUUUCCACCGUAUUGUAGUGGUUCCGCUUUUAUUCUUACGGGUGAUAUGCCAACAAAAAUGUAUAAUGCUAGUUUAUAUGUACCAUUCUUUUGGGUUGAUGAUUAUUAUAUAACUGGAGCAGUAGCUAGUGCAGCAAAUGCAACAUAUGCUCAACUUGGUUCAUUAUAUACGAUUCCUGAACAAUUAGCACACACACGUUUUAUGUCAGCAAAAUCUUUCUAUACAAUAAUGUUUGGACAUUUUCCUACUUCAUUAAAUAAUAUGCGUGAAAUAUGGAAGCGAAUAUUAACAUUACAAAAAUAUAAAUUUCCAAAUCGUGUUCAAUUAAAUUCGUUUAGUUGGGAUGAAACAAUUCAUCAACCUGACAAGGCAACACGAUAA